AGGUGGUGACACAUACAGCCCACCACUGACCAGUAUGUAUCAUGUGUACUCACAGACUGCUGAACGCCAACAGGAUCUCCUGUCUACGCAGAGACGCCUUCACAGACCUGCGUAGCCUUAACCUCUUGUCACUUUACGACAACAACAUUAAGACGAUCCAGAAUGGCACCUUCCAGACCCUCAGUAGCAUCCAGACUCUGCACCUGGGUCGCAAUCCAUUCGUGUGUGACUGCAAUAUCCAGUGGCUGUCGGACUACCUGGAGGUGCAUCCCAUUGAGACCUCAGGUGCCCGCUGUGAGAACCCUCGCUGGCUUCAACGAAGGAAACUCAACGCUCUUAGGGAUGAGCGACUGAAGUGUACAGACGGGACAGUGUCACUGUACGCUGGUGAGUGCGUGACAGCAGAAGAGUGUCCCCGAGGAUGUACCUGUCGUGGUACCACCGUAGACUGCACCGCUGGUGGCCUCAUCCACCUCCCAGACACCCUACCUCCCUACACCACUGACUUGCUGCUGUCUGACAAUGAGAUCAGGGAGGUGGGUGGUUCAGGAGUGCUGCGGCAGUUGUCUCGCCUGCGUCGCCUGGUGCUCUCCAAUAAUCACCUACGACAUAUCACCAGGGGAUCAUUCCAGGGCAUUCAGUCUCUCCAUGAAUUAGACUUGUCAGAUAACGAUCUAUCAGAAGUCAACAGUCAUAUGUUUGAUGGACUUCCAGAGUUGAGGGCGCUCUCACUGGCAGACAAUAAGGUGACCUGCAUCUCACCAGGAGCAUUCAGCCCUCCUGCUCUUGCAGAAAUAAACCUUGAGGGUAACCCUCUUCGAUGUAACUGUCACAUGGGCUGGCUGGCAGAGUGGCUGCGAUCACAGAGGUCUACCACAGGUGUUCCCAAGUGUCAGUCUCCUCCACACCUGCGAGAUAUACUCAUCACUGAAGUUCCAAGCUCACAGUUUGCAUGUGAAGGUGAUGAACCAGGCUGCUUUGGGGUUGAGGAACGAUGUCCUCCUGAGUGCAGAUGUGAAGGCACUGUUGUCCGUUGUUCCAGAGCAAGACUACGCCAGAUCCCUAAGGGCAUACCAUCACACGCCACUGAACUGUACUUGGAUGUCAAUGAAAUAACUGAGUUGGACGCUGAUAGACUUUCUCACUUGACAGCCCUGACCAGACUAGACCUGAGUAACAACCAAAUUGCUGUACUGCAAAACAACACAUUUUCCAGCCUUCAUCAACUGUCAACAUUAAUUAUCAGCUACAAUAAACUGCAGUGCAUGCAACGAGACUCAUUGUCUGGCCUGCGGAAACUGCGUAUAUUGUCUCUUCAUGGGAAUGACAUUUCAAGAAUUCCCGAUGGUGCUUUUCGUGACCUUGUCUUCAUUACACAUAUAGCAAUGGGAGCAAAUCCACUUUAUUGUGAUUGCUCCUUGGCAUGGUUCUCAGACUGGGUAAAAGGUGAUUUUGUGGAACCUGGUAUUGCACGAUGUGCUGAGCCAGCAACCAUGAGGGACAAGCUAGUACUUACUACACCAACUCAAGCUUUUAAGUGUGUUCCAAAGGUCCCUGAUGAGGUACUUGCAAAAUGUGAUUUGUGCUACACUCAUCCUUGUGAGAAUGGAGCAACUUGCCGUGCCCUUGCCAACCGCAGCUAUGAGUGUGUGUGUGCUCCAGCAUUUUAUGGGUCAAACUGCCAAUACAAGAUAGAUGCUUGUUAUGGAAAUCCAUGCAGGAACCUUGGCACUUGCAAGAUUCUAGAAGCUGGUCGAUUCAGCUGCCACUGUCCUCCUGGGUUUGAGGGAGACCGAUGUGAAGUCAAUAUUGAUGACUGUGCUCAAAAUAAAUGUGAGAACAAUUCUACUUGCAUUGAUCUUGUGGAGGAAUAUAGAUGCCAGUGUCACCCUGGUUACACAGGUGAUUACUGUGAACGAAAGAUCCCCUUCUGUAGCAAAGAAUUUAAUCCCUGCAAAAAUGGAGCUGCCUGUGUUGAUCACUUCACCCAUUAUGAGUGUCAGUGCUCUCUGGGAUACUCUGGUGAAAAUUGUACCGAGAACAUUGAUGACUGUGUCAACCAUUUGUGUCAGAAUGGUGCAUCAUGUGUAGAUGGAGAGAAUGAAUACACCUGUAAGUGUAUUAAUGACUACACUGGAAAGUUCUGUGAGGUUGGCCCAGCAGUGUUCCUUCAGACUUCACCUUGUCAACAAAAUGACUGCCAGAAUGGCAUUUGUUUCGUUCCUCCAAACUCGAAAGAUUAUGUAUGCAAAUGUUCUCCAGGUUUUUCAGGUAAACAUUGUGAGUACCUCACUCGUGUGCAUUUUGGUGCCAAUGACUCAUACCUAGCUCUGGAGCCUCUCAAAACACGACCUCAGUCCAAUGUGACACUUCACUUCCGAACCAACAAAGAAGAUGGAGUGUUACUCUACAUAGGGGAGUCGGCACAUCUUGCAGUGGAAUUGUUUAAGGGUCGUAUCAGAGUGUCUUAUGAUGUGGGAAAUUAUCCAGUUUCAAAUAUGUUCAGUUAUGAAGUUGUAAAUGAUGGAGAAUGGCAUUCAGUUGAACUGCUGACCUUGAAGCAGAACUUCACCAUGCGUAUAAAUCGUGGUACCGCUCGCUCCAUAAUUAAUGAUGGAUCUAAUGAAUACCUUCAAGUCUCUUCGCCCCUCUAUAUUGGUGGUCUUCCUAGGGAAGUGGCACACUCUGCUAAUAGACAGUGGCAUCUGAGGGAUUCUGGAAGUUUCAGUGGUUGUAUGGAAAGGAUGUAUCUGAAUGGUCGUCUUACAGACCUUGGCUCGGGACAGCAACAUAAGGUUGCUCCCGGUUGUGGUGGUGAGGAGACAGUGAGAGAUCAGGGACUCAAUGGGAAUGACCAGCACAUGUUAAAAGCAGUAAAAGGCCUUGGAGCUAAAGAGGAAGAAUGUCAUCACAAUAACUCGAUCACUAAUGAAGUUCAGAUACACCCACCUGCACUAGAAGAGAAACAUAAGGAAGAAGAAGAAAUGACCAGAGUUGAUCCAUGUGAAAAUCACAAGUGUCGUCGUGGACGAUGUAAACCCAGACGCAAGUCAGAUGGAUUUGACUAUAAAUGUCGUUGCCGAACUGGGUGGUCUGGUAGAUUUUGUGACCAAGCUCCAACUUGCCGUAAAGAACAGUUUACCGAGUAUUAUGUGGAAAAUGGAUGCAGGUCAAGGAGGCCCAUCAAAAAUGCAAUCUGCAGUGGCACUUGUGGCACUCACUGCUGCAAGCCACGCAGAACAAAGCAACGGCAGGUUCGGCUUAUUUGUAAUGAUGGAACAUCCUACAAAAAAGAGAUUGAAAUCAUCAGGAAAUGUCGUUGCCGCAGACGAUGUUACUGAAAAAAAAUUUCUGAAAGUCAUUUUAGAGAUUGAAUACUGAGGAGAAAAUCAAAUAGCCAUUACUGAAAACAAGCCUGUGUAAUAUCAGUAAAAAGAUAGAAUUAUAUUAUUUGAGCAUGUUUAGUGAGAACAUUAAAAGUGACAAACAGUAGGUUGGAAAAGUUCCUCAGGAGAGAUGUAGUAAGGUUUGUAGGGAGGUAUAACUGUAGAAUUAAGUUUUAACACCAGGAAUUGACAAUGAUGGUCCUUAUUAUAUGAUAAAUGUAGGUACUCAUAAUAACCAAUGUAUCCCAUGUCUAUGAGCCAAACCAGUACAUGUACAUUUCCAUUAUCUUAAUGUAUAAGUCAGAUAGAAACAGGCUGAUUCAGGCAAUGGUAUCUGCAAGGAGAAAUGUCCUCAUUAAGUAAUAGGUCAUUGCUGUUAUAAACAUGCACUGUGGUGGACCCAAUCCUCGCUUAAUAAACCUGGAUUGAAGGUGUGCAACUUUACAUGUAUGGCAUCAGAAUAGUCUGAAUCUGUGUGUAACAGUAUUUUAAAACAAAGUUUGGAAAGUUGAAAAUCUGAUUGUAUUUGAGGUCAAGCAACUGAUAUUGAAUGGUGAAAUUCUGCUUUAUUGUAGUUGGUGUAACAGUUCACUUUGACUUUUGGUUGACUGUUCAUCAAGCAGAAGCUUCGCAUCACAGUUUCUGUACUAGGAGAUGGAUUCAGUGGCGUAAUGCAUGUGUAGUUAUCUACAAUCAUGAGAUCAGCAUAGUAGAUAUACAUCUAUCUCCCCCCCCCACCCCCC
Messenger RNA from Cherax quadricarinatus, 4129 nucleotides. NCBI's taxonomy places the organism in Eukaryota, Metazoa, Arthropoda, Malacostraca, Decapoda, Parastacidae. The record is from RefSeq and is a predicted model, not a curated record.